UUAAAUGAAUCAUAUUUUUAAUAACUCUCAAUAUAUUCUUAUCAUAUUGUGUUUAAUAUUUUUACAGGAAAGUAAACAUAUAUUAAAUGUAUUAUAGCUAUAAAAUAAUCAUAUUCAUAUUACUUCUUUGAAUUACAUCAUAGACUUACAAAAAGACUUUUUAAAACACAGAAAGACAGACACAUAAUCAGCCAUACUUAUUUCAGAGUAUGAAUAUAUUAGCAUUGAUUUUAUUAUCAGUAAAGUGUUGAAUAACCUUGAUUGAAAGUUGCAAUCAGGCAUAGAUUAAGUCAGUGAGAAGUUUAAUAGUGAGUGAUAUAUCUUACUGAAAGUGUAAAUUGUUACAAGUGUACAGAGUGAAUAUAGACCAACUUGAAGUUCACCAACUGAUUAAUUUAUUGAUGAAGAGCGUAAAGAGGCUUGUAUUGCUUUUUUUGCAUUUGACAAUUUAGAAUUGUAUACAGAUAGUUGGGUUGCAUUUGUAUACUAUAAUAUUUGUAUGUACACACACAGUCCAUGAUAUUGAUCAACUAUUUAAUGAGCUUUAAAUACCAGAAAUUUAAUGGCUAGAGCAUUUGUAACAUUUUACACCAAAAUAUAAUAAGUAAAUUUAAUUUAACAAAAUGUUAAAAAUUAAAAUCAUUCAUUGUAUUUACUUGUUUUAUUCAUUAUUCAUUUAGUUACUUGAGUUAUAAAGAAGUUUUUACGGCUGAUUUAAAAAAAUCCUUACAUUCUAUACCACUAGUUUCAUUUUGUUUUACUUAAAAAUUAAAACUCUAUUUUUUAUAACUUUUGUGCAUAUUACCAGAAAAAUGAAUCUAUGCCAUUUUUUUAAUAUCUCUUGGAUAUAAAUAACAAAAACGUGAUCGUUUUGCUUGCCUAUGCCCAGCCCUGGGAUUCAUUUUUGUGCUUUAAAGCUAGGAUGGAAUCAACUACAGUUAGGUAUGUUAAAGACAUAAAACUUUUUUGAACCAUCAUUCAGUGAUAAAAAAUAGUAUAUUAUAUUAAAUACAUCACCUAUUUUAGUUCCAAAUAGAUGACUGAGUAGUUAAGUUAACGGAUUUAUCAUCACCCAUCUUUAAUAAUAAUUUUAAUAUAACCAGAUAUUACGUUGGUAAAUAACAAUAAUAAUGAUAAUAAUACAUAAGUAGUCAAAGUUUAAGCUUCCAAGCCCACAUAAUCGUUGGUACUCAAAUUUGCAAUAUCCCAAAUUCUGACGUUUUUGUCCUCCUCAUUUUUGGUUAACUUUACCAGUCUUUCAUUCAGAGUAUUGUAGAGAUCAGUGAGGUUAAAUAUGAUCCUGGGUGAAAAAUAAACUUUUGUAUUGCAGGUGCAGGGGGUAAUCCUGGGAUGGCUAUAAUCACUGAUUAUUUUUUCAUAGACAUUCUACUGGUUUUAACCCCUGUAGUAUACUUUUUAGUUUGGUACCUCACAAACAACAAUAACUAUUGGAGUAAAAGAGGAGUGCCAAAUAUCAGAAAGGAACUUUUUCUUGGUAUUCUGACAGGGAGGCAGUCUCAAGCCGACAGCAUUCUAGAACUGUACAAGACGUUUGGGGGUGAAAGAUAUGGAGGAUUCUUCCAAUUAAGGAAACCAAUACUCAUGAUACGAGACCCAGAACUGAUACACAAAGUUCUUGUAAAGGACUUCACGUGUUUCCACGACAGAGAUCUGCCAGAGCUUAACUAUGAUCCUUUAUCAGCAAAUCUGUUUAGUUUAAAAGGUCAAGCGUGGAGAACCUUGCGCUCUAAAUUGAUCCCAACAUUUAGUAGCAGUAAAAUAAAAGGUAUGUUCGAUCAGGUAAUAAUGUCAUCUGAGAAAAUGAUAGAAAGCCUGGAAGGUUGUGCUGGAGAUGGUUCUGAUGUAGAAUCUAAAGCUGCACUAUCAGAAUUUACAUUGGAUGUGAUUGCGAGUUGUGCAUUUGGUAUCCAUUUAUCAACACAAAGACCUGACUUCAAUAAAUUUAAAACAGUGGUUAAAAAUAUAUUCACACCAUCAUUGUUGCAAGUAGUGAGAUUUUUAAUAGUCAUUCUAAUGCCAAAACUGGCUGAAAAGCUGAACUUGAGGCCAUUUCCAAAUGAGGUUGGAGACUACUUUAUAGGUUUGACAAGAGCAACAAUGAAGCAUCGUAAAGAUAACAAUAUUAAGAGGAAUGACUACUUCCAAUUGUUGCUGACACUCAAGGAGCAAGAAGAGGGUGAGAAGCACGUGGGACUGACAACAUCAGAUGUUACUGAAGAGGAUGCUGAUGUUGAGGCACAUUAUACAGCAGACUCAAAUGUUCAAUUCUCAUCUUCUGACAAUAAAAGAUUGUUCACAGAGGAAGUGAUCUGCGCGAACAGCUUCAUUUUCUUAAUUGGAUCAGAGUCCAUAUCAAACACUAUCAGUUUAGUACUCUUUGAGUUGUGCCGACAUCCAGACGUCCAGCUGAAACUGCAACAGGAAGUGGACUCAAUGCUGGUCAAGUGCGGCGGCUGGUCUUACGAGGCUGUCAGGGACAUGGUCUACUUGGAUCAGAUCAUCCAAGAAUCCCAGCGAAUGUACCCUGUCCUACCUUUACUGACAAGAGAGUGCACCAGAGACUACAAGAUCCCGGACUCGGACCUCACCAUAGAGAAAGGUGUACUUGUCAUGAUCCCCGUGGUGGCCCUGCACCAUGAUCCCCAGUACUAUCCUGACCCUGAGCAGUUCAAGCCUGAGAGGUUCCAAGGCAACAAUUUUAAGCCCAGCUCCACCUUCUUGCCGUUCGGUGAUGGACCGAGAAUAUGUAUCGCUAUGAGGUUUGCAAUGAUGGAAGUGAAGUCUUGUUUGGCCAGAAUCAUGUCCCAGUACUCGGUGAAGCUCAGCAGCAAGACUCAAGUGCCUCUCAAAUUUGUCCCAAGGUUGUUCACACUCCUUCAGUGAAAGGUGGAAUAUGGUUGUCAUUUACAAAACGGAGAACAGCAUAAAUUAAAUGGUUUUAGAG
Molecule: messenger RNA, 2965 nt
Organism: Homalodisca vitripennis (glassy-winged sharpshooter)
Lineage: Eukaryota; Metazoa; Arthropoda; Insecta; Hemiptera; Cicadellidae
Product: probable cytochrome P450 6a13
Exons: 4
Coding region: 1351-2904 (517 amino acids)
Molecular function (GO): heme binding; monooxygenase activity; oxidoreductase activity, acting on paired donors, with incorporation or reduction of molecular oxygen
Source: RefSeq, a predicted model, not a curated record